Molecule: messenger RNA, 5080 nt
Organism: Centropristis striata (black sea bass)
Lineage: Eukaryota; Metazoa; Chordata; Actinopteri; Perciformes; Serranidae
Product: zinc finger FYVE domain-containing protein 1-like
Exons: 11
Coding region: 924-3284 (786 amino acids)
Molecular function (GO): zinc ion binding
Source: RefSeq, a predicted model, not a curated record
CAACAAAAUAACGUAGCUAGAGAAGAGAUCUGUCAGGGAGGGGGCUGAAGAACAAAACAAUGACACUGCUCGGAAGCUUACAAACACAGCGACACUUUUAAAAUACUUUUUAAACGGAAUCGCGCUGCUUUCCCUCCCGUUUUACAGUAAAAGAGUCCACUGAUAUCCGAGCUUUUUGACAUCGGCUCGCUGUUGUUUUUGUUGAUAUGUUGUUACAGCUCAGUUGACAGACUAAGAGGCUAGCUGCUUGUUUGACGGCUAUGAACUGCUGAGGCUUGCUGCACCGCUAAUUACAGCCUUUCUCUGGAAAAAAGUUGAAACUGUUCGUCGAAACCAGCGAACAGUAAGUUAAGUAUUUGCUGCCUGGAUGCCAAAUUAUCCACCGAGUUAGCCAGCGAGCUAUUGAGGGUCAGUUUGCUAGCUAGCCUGUUGUUAGCAUCAACGUUUGCACAUUCAUCCUUUCAGGGAGAGCUCAUUGUCUCGGCUGGUGCUGGCUACCUGUACAUUUAUCUGUAUUAUUUAAGAAAUUAAUUCGCUAAUUGUAGAUGUUAUUUAUCUAAUGCUGCAUCUAAAUGCUAACUUGAAGCUAACUAUUAACUAGUGGUAAACAGAUAUCAAGUGUAACUCAAGGAGACGGCUGUUUCUGCUUCAUUGCCUCACUGUUAGUUGUGUGUUUGAAAUUUAUGCUGCGAAAACUAAUUUGAUAUAUUAUAUUGUGUUAUUGUUGAGUGUUACAGUCAGUAAAUAAGCAGCCCCGUUACCAUGCAGCUAUUUUAAGUUGAUUUAGUCUUUGCAUUUGGUUAUUUCAGCUGUCAGUGUUACCACAUGUUCAUUUUUAAUUAGCUGCUAUUGGAAAUAGUACUGGUGUCAACGCUUUUUCCAAUAAGCACUGUUGUGUAUUUAAGUUUACCUUGUAGGAAACGAUGAGUGGGCAUGGCUCAUCUUCAGAAAAGGGAGUUAAUACUAGUCUAAUAUGUCAGGAGAGUUAUGCCUGUGGUGGCUCUGAGGAGGCUGCAUUUGAGUGUGAUGAGUGCAAGAGCUUGCAGUGUGUUCGCUGUGAGCUGGAGCUCCACAGUCAGGAGCGUCUGAAGAACCAUGACCGGGUUCAGAUAGGACCUGGGCACGUCCCCUUCUGUGAUAACUGUAAAGGGGGCAAUGGAGACAGUGGCAAACGCCAUAGAUCUGUGGUCCGCUGCCAGAACUGCAAAGUUAACCUGUGCCAAGACUGCCAGAAACGCACCCACAGUGGAGGCAACAAGAAGAAACACCAGCUCACAUCUUAUCCUCCACCGCCCAAACUUACCGAGGUCACCUCUCUCAAAACGCCCGUCCCACCCGCUGUCCAGAUAGAGGAUGAGACCAAAUCUCAGAAGGCGAAACUACUGGAGAAUAUCUUCAGUUUUCUUCUGGUUGAUGAGAAUGAAGAAAUGCAGAUAAAAGAUGAAUCUUCAUUUGUAAAGAGUUUGAGCUGUAACGCCGACCAGCUGCUGAAGGUGGUGUCCAUCUUUGGAAACACAGGAGAGGGAAAGUCUCACACUCUGAACCACGCGUUCUUCAUGGGCAGAGAAGUGUUCAAGACUUCUCCCACUCAAGAGUCCUGCACGGUGGGCGUGUGGGCGGCGUUCGACCCCUUCCGUAAAGUAGUCGUCAUCGACACAGAGGGGCUGCUGGGGAACAGCUCCAAACAGGGCCAGAGGACCCGGCUCCUGCUCAAGGUGCUCGCCAUCUCUGAUCUCAUCAUAUACCGCACCCACGCUGACCGUCUCCAUGAUGACCUCUUCAAGUUCCUCGGGGAUGCAUCGGAUGCUUACUUGAAGCAUUUCACCAAGGAACUGAAGGCCACGACGUCCCGCUGCGGCCUGGAUGUCCCUCUGUCCACCUUGGGCCCCGCAGUGGUCAUCUUCCAUGAGACAGUCCACACGAAGCUGCUUGGUUCAGAUAAGUCAUCUGAGUCAGUAGAUCGGCUGCUGUUGGAACGCUUCAAGAAGCUUUCCCGUUUCCCAGAGGCCUUCAGCUCUGUCCAGUACUGGGGCACGCAGACUCUGAGCCCCCCGACAGACUUCCGUGGCCUGCAGAAUAAACUGGAGCAGCUCCUGGACAACAAUGCCACCCGUUCCCCACGCACCCCUGUGGUCAUCUUCAAAGCCCUGCAGGCAUUGAGUGAGCGGUUUAAUGGGGAAAUUGCAGGUGAGCUCGUAGCCCACAGCUGCUUCUUUCCUGAUGAAUACUUCACCUGCUCCAUCCUGUGCCUCAGCUGUGGAUCUGGCUGCAAGAACAGCAUGAACCACUUAGGAGAAGGAGUGUGCCACGAGGCAAAGCACCGUUGUCGUUAUUCUAUUCAGUAUGAUAAUCGCAUUUACACCUGUAAGGCUUGCUAUGAAGGUGGAAAGGAAGUGGUAGUUGUCCCGAAGACCUCAGCUUCCUCAGACUCUCCAUGGAUGGGCCUCGCCAAGUACGCCUGGUCAGGGUACGUUAUUGAAUGUCCCAACUGUGGAGUGAUCUACCGGAGCCGUCAGUACUGGUACGGGAACCAGGACCCCGUGGAUACAGUUGUCCGCACUGAGAUCCAGCAUGUAUGGCCAGGGUCGGACGGCUUUUUAAAGGACAACAGCAAUGCAGCGCAGCGUCUCCUGGAUGGAGUCAACCUAGUGGCCCAGUCUGUGUCAGAGCUCAGUGUCAAGCCUGCCAAGGCCGUCACCUCUUGGCUGACAGAUCAGAUCGCCCCAGCCUACUGGAAACCCAACUCCCUCAUCUUGGUGUGCCAUAAGUGUCACACAGUCUUCCAGGACAACGACACCAAGCAUCACUGCCGUGCCUGUGGGGAGGGCUUCUGCGACGGCUGCUCUUCCAAAGCUGCGCCCGUCCCUGAGAGAGGCUGGGGUCUUGCCCCUGUCAGAGUCUGUGACAUUUGCUUCGAGCAGAGAGCUUCAUAUGCAGCAGAGCUUGAGGCUGAGCUCGAGGAAGAAGAAGGUGGAACUCUCGCCAGGAAGGUUGGAGAAGCGGUCACCAACACAAUUGGGGUCGUGGUCACUGCUAUUGACAUCCCACUCGGCCUGGUGAAAGACGCCGCCCGUCCUGCCUACUGGGUGCCUGACCAGGACAUCCUGUCCUGCCACAACUGCCAGCGCGACUUCACUGCCAAGCUGUCCAAGCACCACUGCCGCGCCUGUGGCCAAGGAGUGUGCGACGACUGCUCCCCGGAGCGCCGCCCGGUUCCGUCGCGGGGCUGGGACCACCCUGUGCGUGUGUGUACCAGCUGCAACCAGAAACCUGGAGAACUUUAACGGGGACGCGCUUCCUUCCUCAGAGCACCGGAGAGAACCACUCACUCACUCAGCUCGCAGUCUGUCACUGCUUUACCUCUGUUAAUCUAACGGUUCUGUCUUGUGUCUGUGGAAAGGAAGUUUUUAGGCUUAUAUAGUAUAUACAUAUAAAUAUAUAUAGGACAUUUAGCAGAGUUCCUGUGGCCUUUGUAGAACAGCCAGAACAUGUGACUGAGUGUGAAACCUGCAUUUCCGCUCUGAUUAUUCAGAGUGAAUAUUUUGAUUCUUAUUGACACAAGUCCCUGAUUUUACAUUCAGUUCGGCUGUUGAGCUAUUUUUCUACUAUCAGAAAAUAUUAAAAAAAUGUAUCAUUUAAAGAGUAUUAGUUAGUCGAGAACCCUGCGGGGUCUGUGUGAUUAGUUCCCAGCAGUUCUUCUUAUUGAGCAUUGUUUCUCUGAUGUCGCACGUGUAAUGGCAAGGAGAUAUUUUAUAUCUGUGCAGGUAUUAACUGCGGGUCCCAUUGCAUGCAUGUAUUGCAACAUUUUAGUUUUUGCACUAUGCCUUUUUCAGCUGUUAUAGGCUGUUGCUUACAUACAUGGCCAAAAUCCAGAUAUCCAGAUGAGGAAUUCUGUUGCAAACUGAGCUGAAAUCCACCACAGAAGGUCUGGAUCGGGAAUAUCUGGUGUGCCAAAAAUCAUUCAGGUCACUGUCUGUGCUGGUAAUGUUUUUAUUUGAUCAUGUACUUUGUGGUUGUAUGAAGACAAAAAAUUAUUUAUGUAUUGAAGAUGAAAAAAAACAACACAAUUAUGAACACUCUGGCAUGCAUGAGAGAUCCAUGGCCUUUAACUUGUUCAGAGGAUGGUCUCUGAAUAAACCUCACUAUCUCUUUUUUUUAAUAGCGAUUUAGCAUUACCAUGUUAUAAAAAUGUAUGUAUUUCAUGUUGUUUUCUUGACACCUCGAUUUUAAUUGUUUUCUAAAUAUUUACAGUUGUUGUCUGCCUGGUUGUACGGAUAUUGCUUUUGCAGAACAGAAUAAUAUCCAAAUUUAUCUUCAAAAUGCGUUUUACAUAUUACACUCACGCCUCCAGGUCUCCGUAGGCACAGACUGACAGGAAAAAGACUCCUGACAACACAUUUUAGCAUUUCACAGCUUAUGUUUCCGUUAUAAUUCAUCCGUUAUUGAUAUUGUGCAUUUUCUUUAUUCUGGAUUUGUUUGACAUUACUGUAUGGAUAUUUAUAUACUUUGUAGCAAACCACUCUCUCUCUCUCUCUCCAAGAUGUUUUUGUCUUUUUUUUUGUCUGUAAGCAGAAAAAAACUGAUGCUGGAAUGUGGCGAUGAUGAGAUAUUGAACCAUAUUUAGUGACUGAGAGCUUUACAUCUGGAUAUCAUACAAAGCACAAGGUGAUGCCUUUAACACAUAUGCUUGUAUUUUGUUGUUACAAAAAAAUGAGAAAAAAAGGGUCUUUGUCGAUUGUAAGCUUUGUAGAUAAAGUGAAUUCUCCCUUUUUCCUCCCUAACGUGGAACUUUUUGGUUCUGAUGUCUGAUGAGAAAAUGUUGUGUCUGCCUUGUCUGAAAAUAGAUUUAUGUGUUUGAAUGUUGCAUCACACACACACACACACACACACACUCGCACUCGCUAAUCUGAGAUGCUAAUAUUGCACAGUAUAGUGUAGAAAAUUCAUGUCAAGUUACUUACAUUCCCAUGGAAAUUUGUGCAGACUGUUGCUUCGGAUACACUUUGCAUUUUGUGCAGUUUUUUUGUCCGAUAAGGGUUGGGUGCUAUCAAAGAGCCACAAAAAAAUAAAAAAAAAUAAA